CAACAAAAAUCACUCCGCCAUUAUCAUCAUCUUCAAGCCUAUCAACACUCUUUCUUUCUAUCUCUAAACUCCCUUCACUUUCUCUCUCUACAUAUAUAUAUGAGAUUUUUUCUCAGUUGAAAUUUUAAUGGCGGCGGAGAGUUCAUCAUCAUCAUCGGCCGCGGCGACGGCGGCGACGGGAGGUAGAUCUAGUGGAUCGUCGGCGGAUUCGUAUAUCGGUAGUUUAAUUAGCUUGACUUCGAAAAGUGAGAUCCGUUAUGAAGGAAUUUUGUAUAAUAUCAAUACUGAUGAGUCCAGUAUCGGUCUUCGCAACGUAAGAUCAUUUGGAACAGAGGGAAGAAAGAAGGAUGGCCCUCAAGUACCUCCAAGUGACAAGAUUUACGAGUACAUACUUUUCCGUGGAAGUGAUAUCAAGGAUUUACAAGUCAAGUCUUCACCACCUCCUCAAACGACACUGCCUAUAAACAAUGACCCAGCUAUUAUCCAGUCUCACUAUCCUCGACCACCUACCACAUCGGCAAGUUUACCUGCUGCUGUUGGUGGCUCUUUGACUGAUCUAAGUUCCCAUUCUGCACAGCCUGGACAUCCUGGCUCUACAUUCCAAAGUGGCCUGCCUUUGUAUCAACCUGGAGGUAAUAUAGCACCCUGGGGCCCCUCUCCUCCACCUCCAAAUGCCGGUGCUGGUGGACUUGGUAUGCCAAUGUAUUGGCAAGGUUUUUAUGGUGCACCCAAUGGAGUACCACAAAUGCAGCAACAACCUUUGCUUCGUCCUCCUGGACUUGCCAUGCCUCCUUCCAUGCCACAGAUGCAGUUUUCUGGUUUCAAUUCGUCUUUGUCAACUGGAGGACCAGGCCUACAGGCGUCAAACUAUCCAGAAUACCCUUCUUCAUUGAUGCCAAUAACAACUAGUUUAACCUCUAGUUCUUUACCUACUGCUACUUUGCCAUCAACUGUGCCAUCCCUGCAACCUGUGGUACCUGUGACUGAAACAAUAUCCAGCUCAAUUUCAAAGAAGGCUUCUGUUUCUGCUAUCCCCACUUCAACAUUAAGUUCUAGUUUACCGACUUUGCCUCUGACAACAAGUCCUGAUGUAAAUCCUGUUGCUCCACCGGUAUCUGUUAAACCCAAUCCAGUACCUAGCCCAGCUUUGUCUCAAUCUGUAUCUACUAUUGUGGGUCCAUCCAGUUCUAAUCUAGUGGAGACACCCAUACCAUUGCUGGUAACUCCAGGACAGCUGCUGCAAUCUGGUCCAUUUGAUGUUCCUUCAACUCAAUCUACGCAGACAGCUCAAAAAGAUGUAGAAGUGGUUCAAGUAGUGCCUGCACCAUCUUCAGAACCUCCAGCUCCUGCUAAAACAGAAGCGCAGCCACCAAUACUACCAUUACCACCCCAGACUCGUGUGCAGAAGACAAAUGGAACUCCAUAUCAGCCGCGGUACAUUAACUACAGAGGGCGUGGUGGAAGAGGAAUGGGGUCGAUGAUGAUAGAUUCAAUAACUUAUCAGGGUUCAAGACCAGUAACAAAGUUCGAUGAGGAUUUUGAUUUUAUGGCCAUGAAUGAGAAGUUCAAGAAAGAUGAAGUAUGGGGUCAUCUUGGUAAAAGUAACAGAGAAGGAGAUGGAAAUGGCAGUGAUGAGGAUCUCUCUUACAACGAAUAUGAGGAUGAUCUUCCCAAGAUAGAUAUCCAGCCUGUUUACAACAAGGAUGACUUUUUCGACUCUUUGUCAAGUAGUGCACUUGACCAUGACUCAAAUCAGGGAAGGACCAGGUUCUCUGAGCAAAGGAAGAUAGAUGUUGAGACAUUCGGAGAUUUCUCAAGAUACAGGGGUGGACGAGGUGGUCGGGGUCCUGGACGUGGCGGUGGACGUUCUCGAGGUUCAUAUUAUGGAAGAGGAGGAGGAUAUGGAUAUGGAAACGGAAGUGGAUAUGGUUAUGGUUAUGGCGGUGGUAGGGGCAGAGGCCGUGGUGUGCCCUUCCGUACUUGAGCUAGCAGCAAAUAUCUGCCGCCUCCAGUCAGGGAUAUUGUUAGUACUAAUCCUGUAACAUUUGUGCAUUUUGUCUGCGUUUUCGAAGAAUAAAUUCAGGCUGUAUAAGUAUGUUCAAUUUUCCUUCUUGGGCUUAUAGAGCUCAUUUCGUUUAGCUGCAAAUUUCACAAUCACAAUGGCUGUAGUCAUUGGAUGUAAUUUGCUUGUCGAUCGCAAUGUGAAAAUUUGACAUUUCCUUUUUUCUCUCCA
Molecule: messenger RNA, 2233 nt
Organism: Capsicum annuum
Lineage: Eukaryota; Viridiplantae; Streptophyta; Magnoliopsida; Solanales; Solanaceae
Product: protein decapping 5
Exons: 8
Coding region: 128-1984 (618 amino acids)
Biological process (GO): cytoplasmic stress granule assembly; P-body assembly
Cellular component (GO): P-body
Molecular function (GO): mRNA binding
Source: RefSeq, a predicted model, not a curated record